This is a messenger RNA of Bactrocera dorsalis (oriental fruit fly), 1583 nucleotides long. RefSeq names its product circadian clock-controlled protein daywake (gene Jhbp2). The coding region runs from base 543 to 1301 and encodes 252 amino acids. The record is from RefSeq and is a predicted model, not a curated record. The transcript has 7 exons. Lineage: Eukaryota; Metazoa; Arthropoda; Insecta; Diptera; Tephritidae.
AGUUUGAGCUCAUUUGUGGCCGAAACCGCGUGAAAGUUGUACGCUGCCGCGAAUCUCCGACGAACGACGAAGAAAGGAAAAAUAUAUUAUAAAAAAAAAGAAAAUAUAAAAAAGUUCGAAGUAGAAAAUUUAAAUUGGAGUAGCCGCACGUGUGUGUGUUUCAUUACAUUAAUUCUUACGUUCGUCUAACUAACGUUGAGAGCGCUUGAAGCCUAUAUAUAUGUGAUAUUUUGUUUUUUUGUUGUUGUCAAUAUUGGCCCUCGUAGAAAGGCCACGGUUUCGUGUCUCAAAGUGAAAUUAUUGUUUAUUAUUUAAGUGUUCUGUUAAACCGAACGCCAGCUGCGUUUUAUUGCACUUUCGCUGGCAACGAUCGCUAGAGAGACACAUUAACGACACUAAUAUCAGUGAAGACGUUACACUUUGAAGCGGUGCUAAUUGGGAUCACUCUUCAAGAGGUGUUAACUAGUUUUGUGCGUUUUUUUCUCCGCUGACAAAGAGCCAACACUUUUACUUUCCGCACGUUGAAAAUAAAGUCUAUAAAUAUGUUUAAACUCGGUUUGAUUUCGAUUUUAACACUAAUCAGCUGGAUUGCAACAAAUGCUCAGGACGAUGUGCAACCCUAUUUCCUUCAACAGUGCCCGCGCGAUGAGGAAUACAUUAACGAAUGCCUGCGUGACAGUGGCAAUAAAUUGGUGCAUUACUUGCGCCAGGGCGUACCUGAGCUGGAUAUUUAUGAUAUCGAACCGGUUAUCAUUGAUGAGAUUGGUAUUGUGCUGGGCAGCGGGCCGGACGGUUAUCGUGCUCUCUUCCGUAAUAUACAAGCAUACGGUGUUAGUAAUAUAACUGUAACAAAUGUGCGUUCCGAUUUGGAGACUCUACAAUUCCAGUUGACUUGCGAAAUUCCACACAUUAAAGUGCGUUCGCAAUACCGCUCGACCGGCGUCUUGAUUUUGGUGAAAGCCUCAGGUGCUGGUGAUUAUUGGGGCGAAUAUGAUGGCGUCAAAGCAAAAAUUUACUUCAAAGCCAUACCCAAUUUGGCUGACGAUGGACGCACAUACCUAACAGCCGAUCAGGUUAAAAUGGAUUUCAAUGUAAAGGAAAUAAAAAUGGGUGUGGAUAAUAUUGCUAAUGACAACACAGUGAUACAGGCCGCAUUGAAUCUCUUCAUCAAUUCCAAUGCACAGGAGCUGCUGAAGGAAAUGAAACCGGCGCUACGCACAAAACUCACGCUCGUCAUACGCAACUUCAUGGAUCGGAUAUUCGCUAAAAUACCGCUCGACCAAUGGAUCAAUUUGAAUUAGUGGUUGCGUUGGUAGUAACGCAUAUUCGCUUAAAUUACAAAAAAAAGUCCAACACUUAUCAGUUAAUUAGCUUAGCGGUAAUUUAAUGUAUUCUUAUACUAUUAGCAAUUAGUCACACUUAUUUAUUUCAAUAAAUUAUUUAAGAUAGUUAAAGGUAAUCGUUUAGAACUAAAGUUGUCACUAAGCGACAAAAUAAAAUAACCGAAACAAAUAUUCAGCGUUCGCACGAUUAUAAGAAAAUUACAGUUCUACAAAUAAAUGUAAUUUACUACUUAUAUAUUA